UACCUGUUACUUUGAAGUGUUAUCUGAUUAUUUGCUUUUGUAACACCGUUCGUACAUGCAAUAUUAAAAAAACAAAGUGUUAUCAUAUACUUGUACAUACAAACUACAGCAGGAGGAUUUUUUAAACGCAUGUCUCUAACGUAAAACAGGUCGUCAAUUUCUUUGACUAGCAGACCAUGUCAAUAAGAUCUUAACUUUCAUUUAGCUAGUUUUAAGCGUAGCGUAAUUGUACUAGGUUUGUGGGUAGAACAGUUUAAUCAUGUACAAUGCAAGAGGAUGGGAUUUGGUGAAGUGUUUGAAUUAAAUGUUACCAGAUUUGUAAAGAUGUUGUACUUUUUUUGUACAAGCAAUAAUAUCAAUAUAGACAAGCUGCUGUCUACAUUGACCAAAAAGGUCAAAAAUAAGAAACUCAUAUGAUUAAAAUAUUAUUUGGCUUGGUAACGUGUGGCUACUGCCAACCGUCUCCAUAGAUACGAAUUGUCAUUUUACAGCGUCAUCGAUACAACGAUCUUCGUUAUAAACUUUAGGUUGUUUAGUAACUGUUAGAUAUAGUUUUUAGUAUUAUGGUAAAUUAUAAAGCGUAGUUAGCCAUGGCGCUAGCGUUGCCUGAACUUGAUACGAGAUCUGUUUUGGAUGUCGUAGAGGAAAACUUUCGCAGAUGUAACUUGAAAGCUUAUGCCAUCCGCAUGAUAUACAUCGGCGAGCAUACUUUAGCCAAAGAAGAAACAAUCAAACAUUUUAGUGAAACCAUACAUUUAGUGAAUUCUACGUAUUGUGAAAUAAAUGUGUACGGUUUCUUGUUGGUAUACGACAGCUAUUUUGUCCACAUUAUAGAGGGAUCUGAAGAUACAAUUCACAGACAUCUUAGAUUUUUAUUCGCUCGUGAAGCAAAAUGGAUUCAAGAAAUGGAAAAACAGGACCAAGAAGCAAACGGAGACGGAGAAGCAGAAGGGCUCACCGUCAUUUUGAAUGAAGAAGAAUCAGAGCAAACCCAGAGAAAAAUAUUCAAACGCUUGAAAACUGUGAUGAUUUAUCAUUCCGUUCGCACGCUGCUAUUCAGCAGCUGGCGUGCAGUCACAGCGCGACCUCCGUCCCUCAUAGGCAAGCUGGAUGUAUAUGGACCGCUUCAAGAGCACCUCGAACAACUGCGGAUCUUUCUUAACAAAGUUACGAGAAUAUGUGCAUUUGCGAAAGCUGAUGAAAAUUUGCAUUUCGAAGGGUUGCGUGUUAUAGAUCCUAAGAUGGAAGCAUUGCCCGAGGUGGCCCUGUUGGAUUUCCUGCUACAAUCCCCUCAUAUUCUAGAUCUCCGUGAGACCAUGAACUUACACAGGCGUGUCGAUGACUAUCUAUACUUUUUCGAGGAGGUAUGGCCUUUACCUACUCAUUUCACGCCUCGGCUUCUGUACAAGUUGAAGAUUGACGACUCAUUCGUGGAACCUCUGCCGAUUAUGCCAUGGGAUACCGUCAAGAAAGAAGGAGAAGAUGAGGAAAAAGAAGAAGCACUAACUGGAAGUUCCUCAAGCGAUUAAACUACGCUGGGUCACAAUAGUUUAGCAUUUUUUUGUCCAUAGUUUAUUGGUUAUUGAUUUCUAGUCAUUUUUUGUAUUUUGUAACCUACCUACUAAUAAAAAAUUCGACGACGUACCUAUUACAUAAUAUGCC
This is a messenger RNA of Trichoplusia ni (cabbage looper), 1662 nucleotides long. RefSeq lists its product as uncharacterized. Lineage: Eukaryota; Metazoa; Arthropoda; Insecta; Lepidoptera; Noctuidae. The coding region runs from base 591 to 1529 and encodes 312 amino acids. The record is from RefSeq and is a predicted model, not a curated record. The transcript is spliced from 6 exons.